Molecule: messenger RNA, 2250 nt
Organism: Moneuplotes crassus
Lineage: Eukaryota; Ciliophora; Spirotrichea; Euplotida; Euplotidae
Source: the annotation of a GenBank genome assembly
AUGCUAAAAUUUCUCAAUUUUAAUCUAAUUUUCAGCCUCUCUAAGGUGGUCUUAAGUCAUUAUAUAGGUAACAAAGAGCUAUUAAAUGACUCUGAGGAUGAGGUAUCUAUCGCUACUAGUGAAGUUCUCUCUGAAGCUGACCAGGAUUUACUUGGAUCUCCUUCAAAGCCCCUAGAACAGAGCUCUAAAAUAUUACCACAGAGUAUGGUAAAGAAGAGCUCAACUCUGAAAGUGAAAGAGAAUCAGUCUGCUGCACAGUUACACCCAGAUGUUGAUGGAGGGUAUCAAAUAUCUCCUCAACACAGUAAGACCGACUUCAAGCCUGAUGAUAAGGAGAUGAUCGGCAUUUUACACGGAGAGAUAGACUCCUUAAAAUAAUAUGAUGAACCAGAAGGACAACCUGCUUGAGAAAAUGAACGAUGUUUUUAAAGAGAAGGACUAUAUCAUCAAUGAGCUCAAAAGUCAGCUACACACCUCUUCCUUUGAGGCCAAAAAUUUAACCAAUAAGAAGGAAUUUAGGUACAUUAAGAAACGUUUUCAACCAUCACCAGAAAGGAAUGACUCUGAGACCCAAAGUGACAGAAGUCUUCAUUCGUUAGCUUACCUGAUCCAGAAGACUAAGAAAGAGAACUCCUUGCGAGUCAAGAAGGAGAUUCCAAGCGAUCAAGCUCUUUCUGAUUCAAAUACAGACACUCUAUCUGGGUCUUCCACUACCUCUAUUGUUGGUAAAUGCUAUGAUAAGAGUUGGAAGCCUGGCUACAAUUAUGAGCCCGAAUAUAACUCUGAUGGGUCAGAUGCCUUCUCAAGAGAGGGGGAUUUUAACAACCUUACUCAGCAUGAAGACAUGACUCAUAAAAGCAACCAGGGGGCCUCUAAUGAGCAAAACUCAAGCUACCAUUAUAAUACUAAAGAACCCACAGUUGAUAUUGGAAGUGUCAGUAAGACUCAAUCCCAAGCAAAAAGGAGAAGUGGAAGUAAACCUGGACAAUAUGUACAUAAGAGCGUGUCCCAAGAUGAACAAGCUACUCGAAAGACCACUUUCUCGAUUAAGGAAUUAGAGAAGAAGAGAGAGUGGAUAAAAUAAGAUGAAAAAAUCCUUAAAUGAGAGCAAGCAGCAUAACCUGAACGGAAUCUCCCCUAAUGGCAGUCAAAAGGAACCCAAAGGACUAAGAGAGAAGAAGGAGUUUAAAACACAGAAAAUUACAAACAACAAUCAGAGUAUGAAUAUAGAAUUUAAUCCUACAAAUCCUCAGCUAAUGCAUAAAGGUCAAGCGUACUUCCAAAGACUUCAGAAGACAGCAGCUCCAAGUAAGGAUGCUCGCAGGAUCGGCUAUGAUUAUUUAAACCUGAAGAAAUUUAAUGGUGAUGGGAAGUACCCUCACAGCCGGGUUAGUAGAAGCACUGUUAUAAACUCAAAGACUAAAGAAACAGCUGUGUCUAAUCACUUAGAGUCUCUGAAUAAAAAUCAUUAUGACAUCCCGGUGCAAGAGGAAUAUCACCAAAAUGUAAAAUUUGUUGCUAGUUCUCCAAAAAAUCAGAACUGAGCCAAGAGAAGUGCAAGAGAUCUCAGCACUGGUGUCCAGAGGUUCAGUAACGAGUACUCUCUCAUAAACAGCAAGGAAGAAGUUUAUACACAGAAAGGGCGCUCUUAUCGGAGAAGCAAGUUGCCCCAGAUCAUCGCAAUUGAUCCCAAAUAAAUAUAGGUCAAAACUGAGGAACAUUGAGAGUAAAACUAAUACCGGCUUAAACUUAACUAAUAAAGAAAAGAAAGCAAUUUUAAAGAAGAGAAAGCAGAAGAUUUAUGAGGAUUGAGUUCCAAAAACCCUGGCUCCUUAUAACUCGACUGAGAAGGACUUCCGGAAUGGUGUUAACAACUUGAACUUGCUUGGAAAUGGAUCUUUCGUUGGUGAUAAUAAACAAACUUAUUACUUACAAAGCAAGGAGAUUGAACUCAAUCUAGGAAAAUUUUCACAGAAACUUAAGCAUCGAGAGAAGAAAUCUCUUGGUUAUAAUGAUUUAUCAGUAGAUCAUGCACUGAAGAUGGGCCAUCCGCCUAGCCAAGGAGCUGUUCCUGCUAACAGGAGCUUAGCUCUAAAGGAUAGCUAUGGAAGGAUUAGCUCGAAUGAUGGGAAGAUUUUCCCACCUCUGGCUAGAUACCGACUGUAAUCUUCCACUUAAGUGUAAUCUAUCUAUUAGACAAUUGACUGCUAGUGAGGCUGACCGAUAUGCCUUUUUCUCACCUUCAAUUUU